GCGAACAACAAAAACAGACGAAACACUCCACUUGAGUAUUAGUGACACUCAAUAUGAACUGACUUUCAAGAUCAAUGCGAAAGUUUUAAAGGGUGUCGUAAAUUUUAUGAUUGAUAUACCGUCUGCUGCAAAGUAAACAUUGACUUGAAGAAACCCUUCUUUGAACGUGGAAAAAUUGGGUUGCGAUGAUCUCUCGAUUAUCUGAAACAGGCAUUGAUCCCACUCUAAUACGAAUAGCAAAAGUGACCGUUGAUUGGUAGGUAACUACUCCAACAAGCCACGCCCGUUAGUUUUUUUCCACGAAUAUCUUUUCUCUUUACAAUGGAAACGAGUUCGAUCAUUACAUUUUUAGAUGUUUUAUACAUUCAAGUCUGCUGGUCUAGUCCUGAUGCUAUACUGUACCUGCUGCUCUCAAGAAAAGGCAUAAGGUAUCUUGAAAAUGUUAAUAAUAUUCAAGCCUCUCUUCGCUCUAAAUUCGUUUUUUUUUAUUUUCUACCCACUAGACCAAAUAUAUAAUUCUUUCCGGAUGUAAACCCUUGCCACAGACAAUAUGCGCCUGAUACACACGUGCUACAUCGCAUUAUUUUCACAGACAUCGAUGAAAAAAUCGUGAACGAGCUGUAUUAAGUUACAAUGCCAUCACGUACAUGUUCAUCAAGAGCAUGCAAAUGAGGAAUCCUGCCACCUUGCGUACUGCACUGAACAGGGCGAAAAGUACUGGAAAGUACGCCUUUUUUUUCUCUAAGCGUCUGUUGGCCUGUUGCACUUUGUUCGACAUUGAGGGGUGAAGAAGCCAUCUUAUGAAAAGUCAUCUGUACAAUUUCUGAAAGCGACCAUGAGUGAAGGACAACUCUCUCCCAUCACAAAUGACAGUAGCGCCGUCUACAUAAGGGCCUACAAAAACACAGAUCUUCAAGACUGCCGAGAGAUUUUUACUCGAGGGAUGGAACAGUUAAUCAGCCUGAUAGCACGUGUUAUCUUGCCAAAAUACUUUCAGCGUCUUGCAGCAUUUAGCGCAUUUAUUCUACCCAUUGCUGCUCUGUUACAGUGGUCUGUGACGAUGAUUCUGCUUUACAUCUUUACUUGUGUCGUUCUCUUUGCACUGUUAUAUGUCCUUAUCUACGUGGAGUGCUGGAAGUUCAUUAAUUCCUGCUUGGAAACAGACUUAGGAAAUAUUGAAAAGAGUUACAUGUCCAGUGAUGGCUCUCGCAUGUUGAUAGCCGAGUGGAAUGGUAAAGUUGUGGGCAUGGUGGGACUCGUUCACAAUAAAAGCCACAAGCCAAGAGUCGCUGAACUUCAGAGGAUGUCUGUAUCACCAGGGUGUAGGCGAAUGGGGAUUGCCAGGAAACUUCUCGAUGAGCUCCUCAAACACGCCAAGGAUCAACAAUUCGAGACGGUCGAGUUAACUACCACCAGCGCACAGACACCAGCAAUACGCUUGUACAAGAAAUACGGCUUCAAACUCAAGACGGUCUUUCCUCAUCAUCUAAGGGUUCUUGCAGAUCUUCAAUACGCUUGCUUCGAGCUUCAGUUUUGACUUUGAAUAUCAAUGUUAAAUGCGGUGAAUAGACCGCUAAUUAGUAGCUCUGAAUAUAGUCACGAAAGUCUCUGUAUUUCAAUGUAACGUACGCGGAAACUGAACGUUGAAGCAAUCUCGUGAGAUCGAAAGUGACCUGAGCUUGUCCGGCCAUUUCUCAGAAAUACACAUUGCUUUUCUACUAUUGAAGCAACCUCGCGGACAAGUGAAUCUCGUGAAUUAUCUCAUUGGAGAGGUAAAAUAGAAAAUUAAUUAAGUGCAAUCUUAGUUAUCUAUUAACUGCGGCUUUGUGCAAUUACUACCACCUUCCAAGGAGGUUAAACCAUCCCUGAUGAAGUUACUGUGAGUCUUGUUUGUCUCCAUCAUAAUCGCCGCCUAUCUCCAGUCACACUAGGUCAAGUGCGUAUGUUAAAAACUGAGGCGCACUUUUUUUGUGUGUGCUUGAAGAAACGUACGAAAAAAAAAACGGCUUUACAUUGAGUCGGUGUUUACUUAGGCGACGUUUGAACGCCUCUGAAGUUGGUUUGACAAGUAUGGCCGUUUCGGUGAGUGAAAACUUAAAUAAGAAUCAAGUCUACAGGGCCAAAUAUAGACAAAUUUCGUAAACUUGACAACACGCCAUAUAAAUACUCUGAAACGAGCGCGCGAGCAAAGGGCGGUUUUCGGAAUUUUAGCUACGGCCCUUAUCACCUUAGUUCCAGUCCAGUAGUUUCUCAGUUCUACCCUGGGCUUGCUUUUCGUUCGUGAAGCCUUGAGGGGGAGGAGGUGGCGGGGGAAGGG
Orbicella faveolata is the source of this 2317-nucleotide messenger RNA. RefSeq names its product N-acetyltransferase 8F1-like. Gene Ontology annotation, molecular function: N-acetyltransferase activity. Lineage: Eukaryota; Metazoa; Cnidaria; Anthozoa; Scleractinia; Merulinidae. The record is from RefSeq and is a predicted model, not a curated record.